Molecule: messenger RNA, 1113 nt
Organism: Fusarium proliferatum ET1
Lineage: Eukaryota; Fungi; Ascomycota; Sordariomycetes; Hypocreales; Nectriaceae
Product: putative NADPH2 dehydrogenase chain OYE2
Exons: 2
Coding region: 1-1113 (370 amino acids)
Molecular function (GO): NADPH dehydrogenase activity; FMN binding
Source: RefSeq, a predicted model, not a curated record
AUGUCACGACUCUUUGAGCCAUUGGCCGUUGGGUCAACUGCACUGGAGCACCGAAUUGUGAUGGCGCCUCUGACCAGAUACCGCUGCGACGAUGAUCAUUGCCCAACUUCCAUGACGAGAGAAUACUACGAACAACGCGCAUCAACACCUGGCACUCUCAUCAUCAGCGAAGCAACUUUUAUAUCUGAAAGCACGGCCGGUUCCGACAACGCACCUGGAAUCUGGUCCGGCGCUCAAGUCACAGCGUGGCGCAGUAUAACUGACGCAAUUCAUGAAAAGGGCUGCAAAGUAUUUUGUCAGCUCUGGCACCAAGGACGAGCUGGCAACCCUGAUGUUCUCCGGAGGAAGGGCUACCCCCUUCUUUCCAGUAGUGCUGUUCCGGCUGAGCCAUCGAUGACAACCCCUCAAGAAAUGGCAGAGGACGAUAUAAAGACUACUAUAAAGAACUAUGUCUCUGCUGCGCGAAACGCCAUUGCAGCGGGUUUUGACGGCGUUGAGAUCCAUGGUGCAAAUGGGUAUCUACCCGAUCAGUUCUUACAGGACACUUGCAACAAACGUACGGACCGUUGGGGAGGAAGUAUCGAGAACCGAGCUAGAUUUCACAUCGAAGUCACAAAAGCAGUCAUCGCAGCCAUAGGAGCCGAUAAGAUUGGAAUGCGGCUCAGUCCCUACAGCGACUUUCUAGGCAUGCUCAUGGACGACCCGGAUGCUCAGUUCCGUUACCUCAUCGAACAGCUCAAACCACUUGGCCUAGCAUACUUGCAUCUCAUCGAAGCUCGUAUACGCGGUAACGAUGAUGCUGACUGUGGUGGUCAACGGACAGUUCGAUGGAUUGUUGAACUGUGGAACAACACAAGUCCUGUGAUUCUAUCGGGUGGUUUCAAGAGUGAUUCAGCUAAGAUAGCUGUUGAUGAGAUUUACAAGGGAUUUGAAGUUCUGAUUGCGUUUGGAAGAUAUUUUGUCGCCAAUCCGGACCUUGUGUUUCGGUUGAAGGCUGGUGUUGCGUUGGAGGGUUAUGAUAGGACGUACUUUUAUACUCCAAAGAUAGCGAAGGGGUAUACUGACUACGCGUUUAGUCAGGAGUUCUUGAGAAAGAAUGCUGUAAAGGCGUAA